AUAGUGUUUGAAGUAAUUUAUUGAAUAGAAAUUUUGAAUAUAGUGUUUUAGCAAUCAGAGAUAUGGUAGGAAGAAGCUAUAGCUUAGAUACGCGUGGAUUUGAGUCCACCAGGGAUCUUAGAAUAGCUCUUUAUGAAAUGAAAGAAGAUGUCCAGAGACUUGAGGAAGAGUUAGAUGCUGAGAGAGAAGCUACUGCUACAUCAGCGAGCGAAGCCAUGUCCGUGAUUCUUAGGCUACAAGGCGAGAAGGCGUUGCUUGCUAUGGAAGCUAGCCAGUACAAGAGAAUGGUUGAGGAGAGAAUGUCACUUGCCGAGUUGUCAUUGGAGCUUUUGGAGGAUUUGAAUUACCAGAAAGAUGUUGAAAUCAAGAAUCUUGAGUGUGAAUUACAUUCUUAUAGAUGUAAGCUUAUGAGUUUGGGAUGGAGUGGACUUGAUGAUGAGGAUUGUAUGAGAUUUUGCGAUAGGUCUCAAACACCGUCUCCAGAACCGAUUGAGACGGUUCCUGUGGAGAAGGGAGUUAUUGAGCAGAGCUUGGAUUCAAGAAGAGAUCAGGAGAAAAAAUUAGAUUUGAAUUGGGAUCAGAUCAAGAAGGUGGAUGAGCAGUUGAAAGAGCUUACGGAUUUUCGAGAUUCUGUAAGAGAUCAAUAUAAGAUUUUGAAGCAGGAGACAAGUUCUGUGUCUGAAACUAAGAAUGGAGAAAAGGGUUUGUGUAAAUCUGAUUUGUUGGUGAAAAAGAUGUCCAAGAAAUCAUCAAAACAGAAAAGAGAUAAAAGCGUCAAGAGAGAUCAUACGCGGGGAAAUUGUUCUGCAAACGAUGCAGAGUAUCAAGCAGAGUUGCAGCGGUUGCAAGAGCGAGUAGAGCGGCUCGAGCAAGAGAGAUGCAACAACGAGCCAGCUCAAACUAGUGGAGUAAAGCAAGAAAAUAUGAAUCUGCAGAGAAAUUCAGAAGAAGAGUUAAGUUCUGUGCAAUCUGCAAUGUUUAGUUAUGACUCAGCUAUUGUUUCUGUUCAAGAGGCCAUGCUUUACUUCCGGCUAUGAGCCACGCCUUUCGUCUCUGGA
Molecule: messenger RNA, 1058 nt
Organism: Arabidopsis arenosa
Lineage: Eukaryota; Viridiplantae; Streptophyta; Magnoliopsida; Brassicales; Brassicaceae
Source: the annotation of a GenBank genome assembly